Linum tenue is the source of this 2013-nucleotide messenger RNA. The record is from the annotation of a GenBank genome assembly. Lineage: Eukaryota; Viridiplantae; Streptophyta; Magnoliopsida; Malpighiales; Linaceae.
AUGUUAAUCGAGUGGGCGAUAACAGAGCUUCUAAACAAUGAAGAGGUGAUGAUAAAAGUAGUGCAAGAACUAGACCGGAUCGUAGGGCCAAAGAGCCUUAUGGAUGACCAUCAUCUCAAAGAACUUAGCUACCUAAACGCCGUCGUUAAAGAGACUUGUCGGCUGCAUCUAGCGAUGGUAGCUCGCGUUGCAGGUCAACCCUGUACCAUCGGCGGCUACUCAAUUCCGAAAGGAGCUACAGUUCUCAUCAACACUUGGGCCAUUCACCGGGACCCACAGCUCUGGGCCGAUCCACUACAGUUCAGGCCCGAGAGGUUUUUGAACGAGGUUGAAAAUGGGCCCAGGUUUAGUUUUACGGGCAGUAAUUUUCAGUACCUGCCGUUCGGAUCCGGACAUCGGGUUUGCGCCGGGCUGAACCUGGCAGAGAGGCUCAUGAACUACGUGCUGGCGUCGAUGUUGCAUUCGUUUGAGUGGAAGCUGCCGGACGGCGAGGAGAGGCCGGAUUUUUCAGCCAUCCCUCUCCUGCUGUCGACGGGGCUCCUCCUUUCCCGCUUCCUCAGAAGAAAGCAGCGGGCCCCACUGCCUCCCGGUCCGACCGGGCUGCCGCUGGUCGGUUACCUCCCUUUCCUCGGGACCCACCUCCACCGCGAGUUCACCGCUCUCGCCGCCACCUACGGCCCCAUCUACUCGCUCCGGCUGGGCAGGAAGCUUUGCAUGGUGGUCAGCUCCUCCUCCCUGGUCAAAGAGAUCGUCAGGGACCAGGACGCCAUCUUUGCCAACCGCGACCCUCCCAUCUCCGCCGUGGUGCUGACCUACGGCGGCGAUGACGUGGCAUUCUCGAACUACGGCCCACUCUGGAAGAAGCUCCGAAAGGUGUUUGUGAGGGAGAUGUUGGGUGGCGCGAAUCUGGAGGAGUGCUACGGGCUAAGGAAGCAGCAGGUGAGAAGCUCCGUCAAAGAGGUGCACAAGAGAUGUUCCGGCGGGGAAGCGAUGGAUUUCGGCGAAAUGGCGUUCAAAACGACGACGAACGCCAUGCUGAGCAUGUUGUGGGGAGGAGUGGCCGGGGACGACGAGGGCUUCUACGGCGAGUUCAGGGAGCUGGAGUCGGAGAUGUUGGUGUUGAUGGGAACGCCGAACGUGUCGGACUUUAUUCCGGCGCUGGCCAGGUUUGACUUGCAGGGGAUCGAGAAGAAGUCCAAGAAGUUGCUCGACAAGUUCGACGAGAUUCUGAGCUCGGUGAUCGAGGAGCGGUUGAGGGCGGUUGAGAAGAGGGGAGGCAACGGGAGGAAGGAUUUCUUGCAGGUGUUGUUGGAUUUGAAUCGCAACGGUGGCAGCGACGGUGAAAGCUAUGUUACUACCAAUCAAGUCAAAGCUCUGCUUAUGGACAUUUUGGUGGGUGGCACAGACACAACGUCGACCAUGUUGGAGUGGACGAUGGCACAACUGGUCAAACAUCCAGACGCAAUGUCCAAAGUCUACAAAGAACUCAACGAAAUCGUCGGCCAAAACGACAUCGUCGAGGAAUCUCAUCUCCCCAACCUAACCUACCUGGAAGCCGUCAUCAAGGAGACGUUUCGAAUCCACCCAGCACUGCCUCUGCUAGUGCCACGCUGCCCCAGCAGAACGUGCGAGCUGGGCGGCUACACCAUCCCCAAGGGCACGAUCGUCUAUCUCAACGCCUACGCCCUCCACACCGACCCACAACUCUGGGAAGACCCUCUGGAGUUCAAACCGGACAGGUUCCUCAGCGUGGAGGACGACACGAAGUUCGAUUUCCAAGGGAACAACUUCCAGUUCCUUCCGUUCGGAUCUGGAAGGAGGGUGUGUCCUGGCCAGCCUCUGGCGGUCAACACGUUGAAAUACGUGUUGGCUACGUUAUUGCAUUCGUUCGAUUGGAAGUUGCCGGCGGGGACGGAGCUGGAGUUGGAGGACAAGUUUGGGAUUGUGAUCAAGAAGAUGAACCCUUUGGUCCUUGUUCCUACUCCCAGGCUGUUGAAUUUGGAGCUGUACUAG